Molecule: messenger RNA, 2117 nt
Organism: Drosophila sechellia
Lineage: Eukaryota; Metazoa; Arthropoda; Insecta; Diptera; Drosophilidae
Exons: 6
Coding region: 69-1097 (342 amino acids)
Biological process (GO): lipid catabolic process
Molecular function (GO): lipase activity; serine hydrolase activity
Source: RefSeq, a predicted model, not a curated record
CUGGUUUUCUACGCGGUUUGCACUGUUGUUACCUUUCAUUUUCAGUUAACCAUCCAGACAACCAGAUAAUGCAGUUGUUCAGUAGCUUCCAAUCAAUCCUAAUUGUUUGCUGUGUUCUCUUAAUUGAUGGAACGCACUCGUCGAAACUGAAUCUGAGAUAUGCCAUUUUGAGGCAAAAGCAAGCAGCGAAGGCCACGCAAAAUGAGACUUUGGCCCAUCAGCAGAGAAUCAAAUAUGAUGCCCAGAAGACCAUGAAGGUGAUGUUCUACAAGAACAACACCAAAACCAUGGAGGCUUCGGCCUACGACGUUGCCUACGAUCUCAGUGGGUCGGGUUGCUCGCCCUCGGACAAGUUCGCCAUAGUUCUGCAUGGAUGGAUCCAAAGUUGUUCGGACGAGUGGGCGCUGUCGCUUAUUGAAAGACUGAGUUACUACCGCGGCGGAUGCGUGAUGUGCAUAGACUACAGUGUGGUCGCCAGUUCCUCGUACAUGCGGCUGUACACAAACUUUGACACCCUCACCGGCGCCAUAUCGUCCAUUAUCCUAACGCUGUUCAGGCAGGGAUUUGAUCCAAAACGGGGCUAUAUGUUUGGCUUCAGCUUCGGCGGACAACUGGCUUCAGCGGUGGGAAGAUCCCUACGACCACACAACAUAAUCGAGAGCAUAGACACGUGUGAUAUGGCCGGGCCCGGGUUCGAUCCCAUUGCGGUCGACCACUCCAAGGCCGGCAAGCAUGUGCAGUGCUUCCACUCGAGCCGCGACAAGGGCACCUUCGUCUACUCCUGCCACCGCAACAUAAUGCUCGGCAGCUGCGGCCUCAAGCAGCCCUCGGUCGCCAGUCAGCUCCACCUGGGCAGCCAUGGCCUCUGCGUCGACAUAUACAUCAACACGUUCGACUAUCCCUUCUACGCCGUGAACUACACCCCGCCGGAGUGCUUCACCUGGCAAAAGGCGGCCAAGAUACCAGAUGGCUACACGGUGGGCUACGAGGAGAACUUCGACAGCCAGGUCACGGGGCAGAUCUUCGUGCCCACCAGCCUGCACUACCCCUACAACUUGUCCAAGAAACAGCUAAAGCUGCUGACUAACUUAACUUAGCUGCUUAACUGAAUAUUGGGAGAACACACUUGAUUCAAGAAUAGCUACCUCAGGAGGCUGAUGUUUUUUAAAUCAAAGUCAACCGGAUUCUAAUAUCAUGUAGGUUUAUUAUUCGAGUUCAGCUCAUACCGUUUGUAGUUCUUAAGUUUUUUUCGCCAAAAAUAUAUUUAAAUCAAAUUUGGAAAAUGUAUACACAUUACAUCGGUAAUCCAGACACAUCAACCUGCUAAUUCAGUCGUAGGGCGACUGCCUUCUUGUUACCGUCUGACUUGGGGCCCUUUGCUGGCGGUGCAUUGUCCUCGUCGUGCUCUUCCUCCUCGUUAUCGGCAUAGUCCUCAUCGUUCUCAUCGUCGUCAUAGUUGACGAUGUCGCCAGUGGAAUCUUUGGAAUAGUUCUGUCGCGGAAGCAGUGACCAAUUUUGAAGUCGGUGGACAGGAUCUGCGAGGAAGCAAACUCGGAUCAGCAAGUGGACUUGCGGAAACUGGUGUUGGGUGAGCUUACCUGCUGGGAGUCGUCAUCGGCUUCCUCCUGGUCGGUCGGGACCUCUGGCGGGUUUAAGAAAUUAAAGAAUCCGUCGGGACCUGCUAGACAAUGGUGCGCACUGCGCCGCGCACCUUGUGCUUCUGCUCCUUACGGAUGGUCUUCACAGUAAGAAAUCCCUUGUUGCCCUCGAGAGUGUAGCUCACCAUACACUUGUAGAUCUCUGGGCCUUUGAAUGCGAACAGAUCGUUGGGAUCCGCGGUGGACUUCAGAACGUACUGCUGUGUGAAGUGGAACUCUCUUUUACGCCGUGAACUACACCCAGCCGGAAUGCUUCACCUGGCAAAAAACGACCAAGAUACCAAAUGGCUACGAGGAGGACUUCGACAGCCAGGUCAAGAAUAGCCACCUCAGGAGGCACAUGUUUUUUAAAUCAAAGUCAACCAGAUUCUAAUAUCAUGUAGGUUUAUUCGAGUUCAGCUCAUAUCGUUUGUAGUUAAGUUUUUAUUCACCAAAAAUAUAUUUCAAAUCAAAUUUGAA